AGAGGAUGAAGUGAUAUGCAUGUUAUGUGCUAGCAAUUGAGGAGCAAGCGAGCUGGCAUUUGAAUGAUAUAGGGCAUUUUAGCGUCUUGUUCUCGCCAUGGCUAAGCUUAGCGCCAUGCCGGCCCAGGAUACGGCACGGUCGGCAAAGGAUGACCGAGAAGCUCCGGAAACGUGCGCAGCGGCGCACCCGGUGAGCUCUGCUCCAGCAGUCGUCCUUUUCAACGAUGCCCGCACGGCCAUCCAAGAAAGCAUCUACGCCAUCCUUGGACACGGCAACUUCCAGCGGCGCCUGCUCUUCACCGGCAUGUUGUCCGUGGUGGUGGUGCUGCUACACGCGUUCGCCCACUUCUGGAUUGGCCGCGACGUGGACCACUGGUGCCGGCCGCCGAGCGAACUCAGCGGGAUGUCCAGAGAGGCGUGGAGGAACGUGGCCAUACCCCUUGAGGCUGACGGCAGCUUCAGCCAGUGCACCGUUUACCACCCACCGUUGCCGAUGCCGCAAAAUUCCGAAGAGGUGCGCCGCGUGGUGCCGUGCCGCAAGUGGGAUUACGACACCAGUGACGCCAGCGACAGCAUCGUGAGCCGGUGGGACCUCGUCUGCAAUAAGCGCUGGCUCCACAAGUUCACCACCAUGGCCAACAUGCUGGGAGCUGCAUUGCUCGUGCCGGCCGCCGGGUUCGUAUCCGACAGGAUCGGCCGCCGGCUGGUGAUCAUGGGCAGCGUGCUGUGCCUCCUGGCAUUUAGCGUAGCCUGCAGCUUGGCGCAGACAUUCGUCAUGUUCCUGGUGAGCCGUUUCUGCAUCUCCGCGUCCAGCUGCUCGGUUCAGGUGCUCAUGUUCAUCCUCAUCUACGAAGUGACUGGCAACCAGAACCGGGCCACGUACGGCGUCCUGGACACAGCGGUGGGCACGACGCUGGUUCCACCGGCUUUGCACGUGCUGUCUUUGCUGGAGCCACAUUGGCUCAUGGCACACUUGCUCCUGCUGCUGCCUACGUUGAUGCUGUUCCUCUGGUGCUGCCUCCUCGACGAGUCCCCCAGCUGGCUUCUCUGCACGGGACAGUCUCGCGCCGCGGAGAUGGCGGUCGUGGCAGCGGCGACUAGCAACGGCUUGAGCGCGGACAAGGCGCGAAAUUCCUUCAGAGCGCUCACAUCACAGAUCCAGAAGCGUGAGACCGCUAACCUAUACAACAUGCCCAUCGCGAGCACCGAGACGUUCCUGCACGAGCCGGUUUUUCGCUGGGGCGUCCUGUCGGUGCUACUGUCGUGGUUCAGCGUGAAUCUCGCCUACUACGGUCUCGUCCUUCUGAACGUCACGACCAGCAACUUCUGGCUCACAGUGCACACGGUCGUCCAGGCGUCGCUCUACGCGAGUGUCUGCUGGUACAUCAGCAACCACGGACAGCGCGAGACGCUCUCCAUACUGCUCGCGUUUCUGUGCGCCUCCGCCGUCGCGCUUGCCGCCGCCUCUGUGGCGACGGCGUCACCGCUUUCAUCCGCAGUCGGCGUCGUCGUCGAGAGCCUUGCAUCCGCUGCGCUAAGUGUCAACUACGGCUACACGGCGGAGGUUUUCCCCACAACUAUACGGAGUUUGGGGCUCACCACCUCGUAUGCGUUCGGCCGCAUGGGGGUCAUCACGGCCUCGGUCAUCGUGGUGCUAUGGGGCGGUCCCAGCGAAGCCGGCAUGCCGCUCAUCGUGGUGGUGGCUUUCUUAGCUUUGUUGAGUGGGGUUUUCAUCCAGUGGCUGCCAGAGAUUUUUGCCGAAAGAAAGGAACAGCAUUAUCAUCAGAGUGAAAAAGAACGCAAGGAAGCUAUCCUGACUUCACUGGCGUCCACCACCAAGCCAGCUAAGCGGUCCAAGGAAUCUCAGCAAAAGUCUUCAGUAUCGCUCGGUUCGACAACGUCGAAGGUCCAUCCUUCAGUGAAUUGUCAGGCGACACACCUGUAAUGUUAACACGCCUGCAUUUAAAGAACAGGCUAUUAUAUUUUUAUAUUUUCCCCUAUUUAUUGUAGUUUAACGGCAGGUUGCUUUUUUACUGAGUUCAUCUUUUGUGAACCUUUUUUUGUGCACUGUGCAUUGGUGUUUUUAUGGAGCUAUGAGACUCUCAUUGAUGAAGUGUUUUCUGGUGUGCGUUGACUCCUGACAUGUGAUUGCGUGUCAUCGCACAAGUGAACAAUAAGACACUCCGGCAUGUCUACUUUCUUUCAGAUUCGUUCAUUCACCUUUUCCGAUUAGACUAGGCCUCUACCCAAGGUACUUAUAUUGCGAGAUCCUUGCUGGAGAAGUACAUGGAACAAGCGUGCACAUAUCGUAGUGCUGACAACUGAAAGCCACGAAUAUAGAGAAAAACGAUAGUUGUGAAUAUUGCCCAUUCACGGUAAUGUUAUCGCUCAAGUUCCGCUCAAGUGCUUCACGGCUUUGCGUAAGUCGGUAACAUUCCUUGUAUUAAGCGGCUUUCGUAAACGUGCCGUACAGAAAUUUGCACUGUUGUCGUCCAGGGAGCUCACAGCCACCUGAAACUUGAGAAUGCGUGCGCCUUCGCCAAACUGCAAGAGUUUUCUCGACAUGUAUGGAGCUCAGUUAGGAAAGUUCGUAGGACGAUACUUUAGGAAAAAGACGGCACACAGUAUCUCCACAUUUAGAUUUGAAAUGUUCACAACUUCGCUUACAAUUGCUGCGUGUGAGCGAUUGAUGCAUUUUCGAAUAUAACUUCGUGCCUGCUGGCUUCACUCCGAUUUUUAGAAUUUAACAAAACCUGACCAGUACCUAUGCAUGCUGACCGUUUGCUCUGCAUCUGUGGUUUCGUAAUGCGUGAGGGCUCAACUCGCGGAAGGCCAGUUCUUUCUCUAGGCAAAUAUAUCCGCUCCGUGCUGGCCCCCAAUUUGCGUUGCACGUGAAACGCAACCACGCCAGGUUUUAAAGAAUCAGGCAGAACGAUGACGUUCGCUUCCGACAAUAUUACGCCUAGGUCAGCUUGUAUAAUGGACAUGUAUUAAAGUGUCUCUUGGCAAUCAAACUGAUUUGUCCACUUAGAGCAAUGGGAACUCGUUUUCGAAAAAUAUAAAGUAGAUGAAAACCGCCGUGAUGAGAAUGGCUUUGCUUAAGGCUAGAAUUGGACAGCUUGCCGCUUACUGAACCAUCCUGGCACGCAUUGCGGCUUCGUCGGCAAGAAGGACGAACAUAAUCCGCUCCUGCUUGCUCUCUCUUGAACGUCUUGUGCAUCGGCGUAAUCUUCUGUAGUAAUUUACUCGUUAUGACAUUCAUAAAUUGCACACCAGGACUACGUAUGGCCCUGGAAGUUUGACGUUAUUACUAUGAGCAAAGUAGUAAUGCAGCGACACACCGUAUCGCCACCGCAUACACGGGUGAUGUAUGGAGAGUGCGUGCAGGCGGGCUCUUCUCUGGCGCUUCCAUCUGGACACGCUGCGUCUUUCAGCAACGCAGCCGCGAAGUCCGUGCGCGGCACUUGUGUGAAUACAACAUAUACAAAUGAUUGUCUGAUUAUAUAUGACUCGUGUUCUAUACCGCCUAGCACCGGAUAAAUUUUAAAUUUAAAUGCUUUUUGUCAUUG
This is a messenger RNA of Dermacentor albipictus, 3569 nucleotides long. RefSeq names its product solute carrier family 22 member 7-like. Gene Ontology annotation, biological process: transmembrane transport. Gene Ontology annotation, molecular function: transmembrane transporter activity. Gene Ontology annotation, cellular component: membrane. The record is from RefSeq and is a predicted model, not a curated record. Lineage: Eukaryota; Metazoa; Arthropoda; Arachnida; Ixodida; Ixodidae.